UAAAAGAUUCUCUGGUGACCUCUGAAGGUAAUUUUUUAAGGCAAUAAUUAUUUUGGAUAAACUUUACUUUUUAAAACAAAUUUUUUGUUGAUUAAGUCAUUGAGCAAAUGUGAUGUCAAUUUACAUUUGUUUUUUCUUGCCCUUGUUUGGUUUCUCGAAGCUCUUGAUCCCUUGGGAUCCUACGUGUUCACACCAAUCGCCCAUUAGCAGCAAGAAUCAGGAAGGAAUUGAAUAUAAUGAAGAGGAAAAGGGAAAUGGAGAUGGGGGCUUCAGAAAUGAAGUGUGCCAUUGAAGAGCUAUCCAGCAUGGUUUUGAUCAAAGGCAAAGCUGGUAGCGAUUAUGACACCACUCUGCAUAUUCCCACUAAGCCUUUUCUCUCUAUCUGCAACUGCCUUAUUCAGGUUCUUGAUAAGAUUGGACCAACAAUGUUUGUUCUGAGACAAGAUGUACAUCAAAAUAUCCAGAGAUUGGAGAAGUUGUAUGAUUCAGAUCCUUCAUUGUAUUCAAAUAUGGUGGAGAUUUUGAAGAAGGAGAGAAAUGAAGGAAGUGCGAAGAAGGGUCCCAGCUGCAGUAAAGCCUUGGUUUGGCUCACCAGAUCACUGGACUUCACCUCAGCUCUGCUGAAAUUACUGGUAGAAGAUCCGGAAAGGAACAUGGAAAAAGCAGUGGAAGAGUCGUAUAACAUCACUCUCAAGCCAUGGCAUGGUUGGAUUUCUUCUGCUGCCUAUGGGAUAGCCGUAAAACUUGUGCCAGACAGCACAAGUUUGAUGAGGAUCCUGAUGAGCAAACAAGAAAAUAACAGUAAUGACAACCUUAACAAGGAAAUCCGCACCGUGGUUUCAUUAUUAGUACCUGUUUUACAAGAAAUUCACAAUGUUCUGGAAACAUAUGGUUUGAACAAGUUAAAAGCCACCUGAAGGAACUCAAGAAACUCAAAGUUGGUCCUACAUUUUAUCUGUGGAGUUCUGUUAGACAACUCCAUCUCCUUUGCUUUAAUGUACAAAUGUAUACAAAGUAUAUAUGUAUAAAUAUUUUUAAUUUCACUUCUUUAAUUCCUCCCACUUACUCCAA
Molecule: messenger RNA, 1071 nt
Organism: Ipomoea nil (Japanese morning glory)
Lineage: Eukaryota; Viridiplantae; Streptophyta; Magnoliopsida; Solanales; Convolvulaceae
Product: glycolipid transfer protein 3-like
Exons: 7
Coding region: 237-917 (226 amino acids)
Biological process (GO): ceramide transport; intermembrane lipid transfer
Cellular component (GO): cytosol; membrane; cytoplasm
Molecular function (GO): ceramide 1-phosphate transfer activity; ceramide 1-phosphate binding
Source: RefSeq, a predicted model, not a curated record